Racocetra persica is the source of this 174-nucleotide messenger RNA. The record is from the annotation of a GenBank genome assembly. NCBI's taxonomy places the organism in Eukaryota, Fungi, Glomeromycota, Glomeromycetes, Diversisporales, Gigasporaceae.
GUGCAAGGGGCUCAACAUCGGCUUCAUCACACUAGCUGGUAUAAAGAUGUCAACAAGUUCGAAGGUAUUGUUAAUCGUGAUCGGAAAAAAGAUGCAUGUGCCAAGUUAAUGGAAUCUUCCUACUUGAAGUGUGGUACGAUGAAAAUCCAGAAAGAUCAUUCAAGAUUUCGUUAA